Messenger RNA from Laccaria bicolor S238N-H82, 1314 nucleotides. RefSeq lists its product as uncharacterized. Lineage: Eukaryota; Fungi; Basidiomycota; Agaricomycetes; Agaricales; Hydnangiaceae. The record is from RefSeq and is a predicted model, not a curated record. The transcript is spliced from 6 exons. Bases 1 to 1314 code for a protein of 437 amino acids.
AUGCAGCUGACAAAUCCAACCGCCUACCAGUCGAUGUCGUCCGACUCCAACAUCGUUCCCGACGACCAUGUUGCUUUAGUUCUUAUUGAACAAUCUGAGUCUUCAUUUUAUUUACGAAUCCCUUUAACCAAAAUCCGUGCUUUAUGUUUGAAGCCACUCAAGUAUCUCCUCUACCUUGGCUGGUGCAUUCUGGGCGGCGAGGGCGUACUGUCUCUUCGACCUGAUAUUCAUGAUGGGAUUGAUACCGAUGAAGACGCUGAUGGUGGUGAGACAUACUACUAUGUUCUGGAUGAGCCCUUGGAUCCCACCCAAGUUGUCGACCUCGAUCUCAUCAAGGCCAGAACUGAAACUACCUCCGAAUCUUCCGCGACCUGUGAUUCGUUCCGCACCGCUCUGCUGAAGCGUGAUAUUCGAUGUGUGUGGACAGGAACUGAGUACGCCGGGGAUGGUAUGCACAUCAUCCCCUAUAAACGGGGUUCCGAAUGGUUUCGGCUGAUUGUGGAGAAUCGUCCAUCCUACGACGAGGAGGUGGAAUCACUUGAGGAUAUUAAUGACAUCCGGAAUGGCGUUUUCGCAAGCAUGAUGAUAAAUCGCAUAUUCGAUCAACGCCUCGUGGCGAUCCUCAAGACCCCCAACCAUAUUCUUGAAACCGAAGACAUUCCCCCACGCUGCGACCGAACUGAUCUUCAGACAGAUGUCAGUUAUCCGUCUCGUAGCCGCUAUACCCUGCAAUGGCUGAUAGACCCGCCCCCGGGCGACACGAACUUGACUCCAAACAAUAGUGAUGCCGCUUUCAAGAAACGUACCAAGAAGGCGAAACCGUCAGACCUUCUACUACACUAUAUGUAUGGUGCUGCAGCCGUCAGACGCUGGGGGCGUGGUACGGCGGUCCUUACGGCAUUCACCACACCUCCUCGUCCAGAGGUGCCUGUUCCAGCGCCAGCAGGACCAACGAAAACUAUGCAUGAUAGGCGUGCUACCAUUCUAAAGCGCUCUAAAGCCCAGAGCACUGGUGAAACUGGCGCUGGGAGUUCUAAGGCUUCUAAGGCUGGGGCAGGGACAGGGGGAUUGGUGGAAUCAGAGGGUCAGGCGAUCUGGGAUGAGGAUGACGUUAUGCUUUUUUUCUGGGGAAACUCAAAGGCUGCAAAAGAACGCCAUCUCAAGAAAGUUGGCGAGAACAUCACUGGGGAGCGGCAACCCACUGCCAAAUUUUCAACUUCGCCGUAUUUCCCCAUCACCCAGAGCUUGAUCAAAAAAUGGUCGUUUGUCUUUACCCCUCGCAUUUACUUCGACAGAACAGUGGAGGAUGCAUGA